ACAAUACCUACAAAUGAUACAUUGCAUCACUCGACCCUUUUUUUUUGUUUGUGAAAACCCUUGAUUACGCAAGUCGGUCGGUUUUCUACGGCUCAAACACAAGGGAGAGAAAGAGGGAGAGAGAGAGCGAGAGAAAAGAGAGAUUAGAGGUGAUUUUCUUCUUCCUCUCAUCAAGAAAAGUUGUUUUGCUUUUAAAAAAUCAUUCUGUCCUCGCUUGUACUGGUCGUGAGCGCAUUAUCAAAGCUAGAAACUCAACAGUUCCAUACCUUGAACACCUCACCUCAUCAAAACAUCCAUCACCCUGUGAUCACAUCUUUGGGGACACAAAACAAAGACCACAAACUCCAAAAUACGAAAACAACCAAAAAUGAAACACGAAAAGAACAUUCCUGCAGAGCAUCACACGCACAGGAUCGGCGAAUGGCUCCCUCACGAUCACCGGGCUCACAAGGAAUGGUUGGCGGGGGUGAUUGACCACGUCGACCGGAACCCGACGGACCUACACCCCGUGGUGCAAGAGUUCCAGGACCUGAUCGAGAACAACACGCGGGUCUGGCUCUUGUUUUCGUCCAUGUUCGAACAGAUCCCCAACAAGGAGCCGUACAGGACGGACCCCCGCGGGCGGGAGGCGGGCCAACCGACCAUCAGAGACCACGUCCACAUGCUGAGGGUCAUCAACCACCUCUUGACCACGGCGCCGUCGUGGAACGACAAGUCCGAACGGGUCGGCCUGGUGGGACUCCCCUUCAACGCCCUCUUCGACUGGCCCAUGGGCACCAAGAGCGGGUUCGCCGUCUUCCUGGACCCGGAGGUGAAUGUCAUGUUGAAGAAGGUGCUGAACGCGUGGGCCGACUUUUUGGGUUCCCCGGACUCGGCGUACGUGUUGGAAAAGGACACCAAGGGGAGCUGGUUCAGUCCCCACGGGCACGACGAGCUCCAGUACACGGCCAACGUGGGCAGGACGGACUACAAGUUCGAGGAGAUGUUCCAGUGCGACCCGUCGGACCCCCACAUGGGGUACACGUCGUGGGACCAUUUCUUCACGAGGCUCUUCAGGGAAGGCGUCCGGCCGGUGGCCAGUCCCGACGACGGCGCCGUCAUCGCCAACGCGUGCGAGUCAAAGACGUUCAACGUCGCGAGGGACGUCAAGCGUCGCGACAAGUUUUGGCUCAAGGGUCAGCCGUACUCGGUCGUGGACAUGUUGGCGCGGGACCCCCUGGCGGAGCGGUUCGUCGGGGGCACCGUCUACCAGGCCUUUCUGAGCGCGCUGAGUUACCACCGCUGGCACGCGCCCGUGUCCGGCAAACUCGUCAAGGCGUACGUCGUCGACGGGACCUACUACUCGGAGCCGCUGUUCGAGGACUUUGGACCCGGCGGUCGGUCGGCCGACCCCGAGGGCCAGGUGACGAGCCAGGGAUACUUGACCGCCACGGCGACGAGGGCCGUCAUGUUCUUCGAGGCGGACAACCCCGACAUUGGGCUGAUGGCGUUUUUGGGCGUCGGCAUGUGUGAGGUGUCGACCUGCGACGUGACGGUCGAGGAAGGUCAGCACGUCGACAAGGGGGACGAGAUUGGCAUGUUUCAUUUCGGGGGUUCCACGCAUUGUCUGCUGUUCAGAAAGGGUGUCGAGCUGGAUGGGUUUCCCGGAUUACAGCCUGAACAUAAUGUCGCUGUCAGGAGUGAAUUGGCCCGUGUGAGAACAAAGUCGAAGUAGAAAACAAAAUCAUGUCCGAAGGUAGUCCAUACUCGCUACCAGAGUGCCAAAACGUUUUGCCAUGAUUGAAGAGGUUGCAUGUACUGUAAGAUGGAAAUCACUCAAAACUCGUCAUAAUGUUGCUACUUUAAAUCAAAUAGGCUGUCUAACCUAUCUUGGAACCUCC
Messenger RNA from Exophiala oligosperma, 1880 nucleotides. RefSeq lists its product as uncharacterized. Gene Ontology annotation, molecular function: phosphatidylserine decarboxylase activity. NCBI's taxonomy places the organism in Eukaryota, Fungi, Ascomycota, Eurotiomycetes, Chaetothyriales, Herpotrichiellaceae. The coding region runs from base 368 to 1714 and encodes 448 amino acids. The record is from RefSeq and is a predicted model, not a curated record. Gene Ontology annotation, biological process: phosphatidylethanolamine biosynthetic process. Gene Ontology annotation, cellular component: mitochondrion. The transcript has 2 exons.